CCCGCUGGAGGAGAACGCGCUGGCCGGGCGGAGAAAAAUGCCAGCGAUCUGGAUGUGGCGGUGAAGAGAGGACGCAUGGUUAGAAGAGGCAGAGAGAUGAGGAAACCCAUUAUUUGAGAACCACCAGGCGCUCCAACCCUUCCUGCAAAUUGGUGCUAUUUGGACUUCUGGGGUCCAUUUGCUUUUCCUCUUCCCAACCCCCAUUAAGAAAUCUUGACUUGAGGACCAACCCCUACCACGAGGGGGGACGCUUUCUGGGUUGGCAAACCUUUUGGAUGUAGCCUUGUGGGAACAUUUAGACCCUUUCCUCUGGAAGAGCCACCAUGAAUUCGGUAGCUGGAAAUAAAGAGAGGCUUGCGGUCUCCACCAGGGGCAAGAAAUACGGGGUGAAUGAAGUGUGCUCGCCCACCAAGCCCGCCGCGCCCUUCUCCCCCGAGAGCUGGUACCGCAAGGCAUACGAGGAGUCUCGCGCAGGGAGCCGGCCCACCCCCGAGGGCGCGGGUUCUGCGCUCGGCUCGUCCGGUACCCCGUCCCCGGGCUCGGGCACCUCGUCCCCGAGCUCCUUCACUGGCUCCCCGGGCCCCGCAUCUCCGGGCAUCGGCACCAGCUCGCCGGGUUCCCUGGGCGGCUCACCGGGCUUUGGCACUGGAUCUCCAGGCUCGGGCAGCGGCGGCGGCUCCUCCCCCGGCUCCGACCGCGGCGUCUGGUGCGAGAACUGCAACGCCCGCUUGGUGGAGCUGAAGAGGCAGGCUCUCAAGCUGCUGCUGCCGGGACCCCUCCCGGGCAAGGACCCUGCGUUCGCUGCUGUGGUUCACGACAAACUCCAGGUCCCUAACGCCAUCAGGAAGUCAUGGAAUGACCGAGACAACCGCUGUGACAUUUGUGCCACACACCUGAACCAGCUAAAGCAGGAAGCCAUCCAAAUGGUGCUCGCCUUGGAGCAGGCAGCUGGCAGCGAGCACUAUGAUGCCUCUCCGGGCUCACCCCCUCCGAUCUCCAGCAUUCCUGCACUGGUGGGGUCCCGGCACAUGGGUGGGCUCCAGCAACCCAGGGAGUGGGCCUUUGUGCCCGCCCCCUACGCCACCUCUACUUACACAGGCCUCGUCAACAAGCACAGCGGUAAACCCAACAGCCUUGGGGUCAGCAACGGCGCGGAAAAGAAGAGUGGAUCCCCAACUCACCAGGCCAAAGUUAGCCUCCAGAUGGCCACCAGCCCCAACAAUGGGAACAUCCUUAACUCAGUGGCCAUUCAGGCUCACCAGUAUCUGGAUGGCACCUGGUCCCUUUCAAGAACCAAUGGGGUUACCCUGUACCCCUACCAGAUCUCCCAGCUGAUGACAGAGACCGGCCGAGAGGGACUGACAGAAUCUGUGCUGAACCGCUACAAUGCAGACAAGCCUGCAGCCAGCAGCGUCCCUGCCUCCCAGGGCUCCUGUGUGGCCAGUGAGACUUCUACAGGUACCUCAGUGGCGGCUUCCUUCUUCGCACGGUAAGAGAUGCUCAGAUCUUUGGUUCUUUUGGAUACACCCAGCUGGUGAACCUCCUGUGUGGACCAGACCAGCUGGAAGCAGUAGAGGGCAUUUA
Molecule: messenger RNA, 1584 nt
Organism: Myodes glareolus (Bank vole)
Lineage: Eukaryota; Metazoa; Chordata; Mammalia; Rodentia; Cricetidae
Source: RefSeq, a predicted model, not a curated record